This is a messenger RNA of Nelumbo nucifera (sacred lotus), 1051 nucleotides long. RefSeq lists its product as uncharacterized. Lineage: Eukaryota; Viridiplantae; Streptophyta; Magnoliopsida; Proteales; Nelumbonaceae. The record is from RefSeq and is a predicted model, not a curated record.
GACCGAAGUAAAAGAGAAGCUCAUCAGGGGAGGGGUUGUUUGGAAAUCGGAAGCAUCAAUGGCAACGGCGGAGAAGAAGAAGAAGAAGAACAAGGUGAAGGAGGGGCAUAAUCUUCUGGGUUCGCCGACGUUCGAAGAGCUCGAGAACGGUCGAUUCAAAUGCUUAGAAACCGGCCAUGAGCUGGCCGCCAAGGACAAAGAGUCGUACAGUCAGAGCAAGCGCUGCCGAUUGGGUCUUAUUGAUGCUGCUUUAUCUCAGAAAAAACCUCCUCUCAACAUGUUCAAACAAGACCCUCUCUGUAGAUCAAAGUUAAUAUGUAAACUAACGGGGGAUACCGUCAAUAAGUCUGAGGAACAUAUAUGGAAACAUAUAAACGGGAAAAGGUUCCUUCAUAAAUUGGAGCAAAAGGAAGCAGAGAAUCCAACAUCAAAUGGAAUGGCUGUAGAAGAUGCUAAGCAGCUACCUCGCAAGCUGUCAAAACCAAGUGCCAGUGGUUUGAAGAAGGAUAGAAAGAAAGGAGUUCAGAAGGAUGACUCUCAGGAAAUUAGGCCUAUUGAUGACGGUAAUUUGGUAGAACCUGACUUCUGGACCCCUCCUGUGGGAAGCCGUUGGGACUUUGAUGAUGGGGGAGAUCGAUGGGGUUCUGGUACAGACUCAGAGCAAGAAAGUGAUGGAGGUGAUAUAGUGGCAGAUGAAGAUGGUGGUAUCAAGGCUGAGGAGCUCUCUACACGGACAAAGAGAAUGUCCAUAGAAGUUGGACCCAGUAGCUUUGCUUCCAGAAAGAAGAAGAGUAAGACCAUCUCCACACAAGAAAAAUGUCCAUGAUAAGCAGAUAAGAUGUUUUUCCAAUCAAUGUGUCAUCAGAACGAAGUUUACUUUGAGCACUUAUCAUUCUGUCAAGGUCUUCUACGAGGCUGAAACUUACAUGCGGACAAUGGUAGAGGCUAUACCGCUAGAGAAUGUGCAAAAUAUGCAUUUUGAACCGAUUUACUAUAAAUGAAGUUGAUUUACUUGCAUGGUGAUUUAUGACAAGAAGUCAUUUUUUGGUCA